UGAAGCACCAGCAGCAUUACUACCAGUAGUUGCAGUAACACCACCAGCAGCAACACCAGCAGGAAAACCAGCAGCAGCAACACCAGCAGGACCAACAGCACACAAGGAAGAAGCAGUAGUAGCACUGCCACUAGCAGCAGGAGCAGCACAAUCAGCAGCAACAAUGUCGAGGCCCGACUACACCCGCAUGUUCCCGCCAUUGUCGUUGGGCUUCGACCUGGAAGUGUUCGUCGAAGAGCCAGAUUUAGAUCGCUUCCAAUGUCCGAUGUGCCUCGGGGUCAUACGCAACCCCGUACUCGUGACAGUAUGUGGACACCAUUUCUGCGAGGACUGCAUCACGGAGUGGCUGAAAAACAGACGAACUUGCCCGUUGGACAAGAGAAAUGUACCUUUUGGAAGAAUUGCAUACAAUUUCGAAAAGUUGAGACAUAUUGGCCAAUUGAAAGUGUUCUGUGAGAGGAAGGAAGUCGGCUGCCCGUGGACAGGCCCCUUAUGUACUUAUGAAUCACACAAGGACAGCGAUAAUUGCCAGAUAGCGUGUUUAUGUGGUUUAUUACGUAGUUGGCGGGAGACGGAACCGCACCAGAACUGUCCCAAAGACACCAUCCGAUGUCCGUUCACCAUACUUGGUUGCGAGCACUCAUGUAUGCGAGAAGAUUUGGAACAGCAUCUUCUGGAGCAGAGCCGUCAGCAUAACGUGUCGAUUGCACUGAACAUGGAUAUUCUUUCCAGUCGCUUGAUGCAGCUUGCAGUAAGCCCUGCGGAACCACAAGAAACUAUUUACACUGAAAUAUUUCAUCGGAUCGAACUUCAUAAUGGCCCUCAAGUCACAAGCGAUCCCUUCUACAGCGGUCCAUGCGGAAGUGGGUAUCGGCUGCGCAUGAUAAUUAAGCCAAGCAAUAGCGCAGAUGGACCGACGGUUUAUUAUAGCAUAAUACAGGGCAGGAAUGAUGAGCAAUUAGCUUGGCCGUUCCGUCACAACGUCAUUGUUCAGUGUCUGCACAUCACUGAGGACCACGUUAUCAAGGAAGCAACGCUUAAACCAUCUAACGACCAGGCGACUAUGAGCCGCCGGUACACCCGUCGGGGAAGACCGAACUUCCUGUCCACGUCCCAGCUGGAGGAAGCGGGCGUGACAACGUAUAAUAUGUUGCGAAUACGCUUCAUCGUGCGGUGGGAUCGGGUUCCUAUACCCCGUCUUGCGUAGACAUCGCGAUAUUCUUUGUUUGUUCGACGAGCAGUCUGGACUUGCUGUAUGUGAUUUUCUUACUAAAAUGUUUGAAGGUGGUAAUCCUGGAAAGCGAACUGUCACUGUAUG
Molecule: messenger RNA, 1318 nt
Organism: Sycon ciliatum
Lineage: Eukaryota; Metazoa; Porifera; Calcarea; Leucosolenida; Sycettidae
Product: TNF receptor-associated factor 6-like
Exons: 9
Coding region: 164-1207 (347 amino acids)
Biological process (GO): protein K63-linked ubiquitination; tumor necrosis factor-mediated signaling pathway
Molecular function (GO): protein binding
Source: RefSeq, a predicted model, not a curated record